AUGGACAGAGAACAUAUCUCGGGUUUGGUGCAUCGUCUCAAUGAUGUUGAGCUGGCGGUUUUGUUAUGCUUGGUUGCGGACAAGCAUUGCAUCCUGAGCACUGAGGGACAAUGUUUACAGCUGCUACAAAGACAACUAGAGCUGGCCGCAAUAAGUGCGUUUGGCCUUUCGACAACAGUGGUUCACUGCACUCCGGAAACCAGCUUGGACGAUUUCGCAGAGGCCCUCCUGUUGCCGGAUGAGACCAGAGCGCGGUCGACCUCGUUCAGGGCAUCGCCAGUUCUACCCCGUGAGGAAUCUUAUUAUGGAUAUCGAUCGCGCUCAAAUACCCUACGGAGUCAAUCACAAGGCACACAGGAAGAAUUUAUGAAUGGACGAAAGAUUGCGAAUAUAGUUAUCGCAAGGGACUUAGAUUUAGCAAAUCCCCAAGUACAAGCUCAAGCCUUAGAGCUUAUGAGGACAAGGCAAUUCUCAACACGUAAAGGCGCUUUUGAAGUCCCGGAGAGAUUUUUAUUCAUCGCUAUGCUAGUGAAAUCUAGUGAACCCCCAACUUUAACAAAUCAUUUGCGUGACCAUUUCUUUAUCUCGCACUACCAUCCUUCGGAAGAAGGAUUUCCGGAAGAUGUGGAGAGGGAGGUAGCAGAAGCAGAAAUGGAAGCGGAAAGAUCAGACAGCGACUCUCUAGCUUCAGUUGUUAUACGCAAACUCUCCACGACACCGCCGUUACGCCGAGAUUCGAGAUUUCCCCUAUCUGGAAAUGGUGUUUUGGUUUCUGCGGCUGUAAUAGAGAGCCUCAAAGCAAUGGCAGAAGACGUCACUGUUAGUAUAGAGAUUAAGAGACAUAUCAUAGAUAUCGUCGUCUUUAUAAGAAACCACAGAGCCGUUGCAGGAGGUGUAUCAGCAAGAGCAACCAAGGAUUUUGAGUUGCUUGUCAGAUGUCUUUCGCCACUGCAUGGCUUGGAUUUCGCAACGCCGUCGCUGAAGCCAGAGGGUGAGAAGAGUAGUCUCUGGGGCAGUAAAGCAGAGGCGAUAGAGGCGUACUUAAAACGCAUUGACGUGGAAGGUGUUCUGGAUGAAGUGGCUACAAGUGUUAGAGUACCAACCACUUGUCAACCUCAAGCAGGGCUCGGGAAGACCGGCGGGGACUUUCCCAGGUUGUCGGUUCUGCAGGGGCUCGCGUGGGAGGGCUGUUUGUGGCAGCGGGACAAGCCGAGCGCCGGACAGCUAGCGACCCUUUUUCGUGGUGUUUCGUUUUUCACUUCACCACUUUCUCUUAUCGCAGCACCAGCACCCAUACCCCCCAUACCAAUCCUGGGGCUAUCUAUCGCUGCUGUGCAUGUUUACCGUACCAUACCAUCGUGCGUGCUCUACGUGAAGAAUCGCAUCAACUUAAACAGCGCUCUUCCCACUCCCCCCUCCAAAAUCCUUACCAAUCGCCUCCAAGUAAUGUCUAGAUACAGGCUUCCUGGCGCAGCAACGAUCCCAGUUUUACCUACCGACGGUCGAGUAAAAGUCCUUGCCCAUCUUUUCGAGCCCUGCGAUGCAUUGAAUACUCUUGCGCUGGAGUACCUGGCCACUGGGCCGUUCGAUAACUAUGAUGAGGUUAUCACUUUGAUCAAGCAACUACUUAUAGACCUCAAAGACACCGAUUCGCCGUCGAAUACAGCCUGGCUGCUGAAAAUUCUUGCAGCACAUCCAAGGUUGGGGGAAAAGAGGAUCGACAGCGAGCAUUCGAGGCUUGAGCAGGCCAGUCUCACAGCGGAGAGUGAGGAGGAGGGGAUCAAGCUGAAGGCCCUGAAUAAACAGUAUGAAGAGACGUUUCCUGGUUUGAGAUAUGUCGUUUUCGUCAAUGGCCGUAGUAGGGCAGUUAUUAUGGAAGAUAUGGAGCGAAGAAUCGCUCGAGGAGAUAUUGAAGUCGAGAAAACAGAAGCAAUCAACGCAAUGUGCGAUAUUGCAAGGGACAGAGUCGACAAGCUCCUUCCGUCAUAA
Messenger RNA from Morchella importuna, 1989 nucleotides. RefSeq lists its product as uncharacterized. The transcript has 13 exons. The record is from RefSeq and is a predicted model, not a curated record. The coding region runs from base 1 to 1989 and encodes 662 amino acids. Lineage: Eukaryota; Fungi; Ascomycota; Pezizomycetes; Pezizales; Morchellaceae.